AUGAUUUGGGGGACUAUUCGCCGUAAAGUAGCUUCGUCUCAGGUGUUGGGACAAGCGUGGAAGGUUAGGCAUGGAGCGUCCACACAGAGCUGUUAUCGGACUGUACCAAAAGAGGCUUUGUUUAUUGGGAAAGGAUUUGAGUGUGUUCAGAGCUCAAGCUACCACAUUCUUUUAGGCGAUCAUGUUUCAAAGACAAGCAGGGAAGCUACUUCACUAUAUCAAACAGAAUCUUUUAUCCGAUUGAGAAAUAGAUCAUUUUCCUCAGACAGUGGAGACUUGGUAGAAGCUGUUGUUCCUUUCAUGGGUGAAUCUAUUACCGAUGGCACUUUGGCAACAUUCCUAAAGAAACCCGGCGACAAAGUUGCAAUUGACGAGCCUAUAGCCCAAAUUGAAACUGAUAAGGUUCCUAUGACAAGACUUAGGAAGCGGGUGGCAACACGCUUGAAAGAUUCUCAGAAUACAUUUGCUUUGUUAACCACAUUUAACGAGGUUGACAUGACUAAUUUGAUGAAGCUCCGUUCAGACUACAAAGACGCUUUUGUUGAAAAACAUGGUGUGAAAUUGGGAUUUAUGUCCGGCUUUGUGAAAGCUGCUGUCAGUGCACUUGAGCACUUACCCAUUGUCAAUGCUGUCAUUGAUGGGGAUGAUAUCAUAUACAGAGAUUACAUUGAUAUCAGCAUUGCUGUUGGGACACCAAAGGGCCUUGUUGUUCCAGUCGUCCGCAAUGCUGGUGGUAUGAACUUUGCUGAGAUAGAGAAGGAGAUCAAUACUCUGGCUAAGAAGGCAGCUGAUGGUUCCAUAUCAAUUGAUGAAAUGGCUGGAGGCACAUUCACAAUAUCAAAUGGUGGUGUAUAUGGAAGCCUUUUGAGCACACCAAUCAUCAACCCUCCACAGUCGGCAAUUUUGGGUAUGCACUCAAUAGUGAACCGUCCCAUGGUCGUUGGGGGUAAUGUUGUACCAAGGCCAAUGAUGUACGUUGCAUUGACAUACGAUCACCGUCUCAUUGAUGGAAGAGAGGCUGUUCUUUUCUUGCGCCGUAUAAAAGAUGUCGUGGAAGACCCUCGCAGACUCCUUCUUGAUGUGUAA
Messenger RNA from Prunus armeniaca (apricot), 1086 nucleotides. The record is from the annotation of a GenBank genome assembly. NCBI's taxonomy places the organism in Eukaryota, Viridiplantae, Streptophyta, Magnoliopsida, Rosales, Rosaceae.